GCGGAAGAAAACAGAAGACAACUUUUGCAGAUCGCAAGUCAACCUGGAAAUGACACUUGCGCCGACUGUGGGGCCAAGGGAAUGUCAUCCCUUGCUGAUGUUACAGCGCAGAUGUAGGAUUGUUCUAGUGAGAGUGUGCAUAUCAGAGGGAGUCCGUACCACUCUAAAUACAGUCAAACCUGUCCUGGCGGCCACCUGUACUCAGCGAUCCUCAGUGGGCAUCUCUGACUCUGGGCUUGUUUGUGUGUCUCGACUGUGCCGGCAUCCAUCGUGUUCUGUCACUACGAGUCAAGUCGAUCAAGCUAGACAACUGGGACCAAGAGCAAGUCGAUGUAAUGAGGACACUUGGUAAUGAGAAGGCCAAAGAAACGUAUGAAACAUGUAUACCACCAUUUUACAGACGGCCAACACAAGAUGAUGUUCAUGUAUUAAAAAAGGAAUGGAUACUGGCAAAGUACGAGCGGGAGGAAUUCAUCAGCAAAGAACAACAGAAUUACGACUGCACGAAGAAAGAGGGAAUAUUAUUCAAGCUAGGCAGAGAUAGAAAAACAUUUCAACCCAGAAAGUUUUGUUUAAACAGAACAAAUAAUAAACUUGAAUAUUAUGUUAAUGAACAAUUGAAACCCAAAGAAGAGAUUAAUUUGGAUGAUGUGAAUGCAGUAUUUGUUCCAGAAAAAAUAGGUCAUCCAAAUAGCAUGCAGAUCACAUUCUUAAAAAAUGGGUCCACAAGAAGUUUAUUUGUCCAUUCCGAAACAUCAAAGGAUAUUGUAGACUGGUACUAUGCCAUUAGAGCUGCCAAACUGGACCGGCGGAAAAUAGCCUUUCCUGAUAGGAAUAUAGAACAGCUGGCCGAAGACUUGACCAAAGAUUUUCUCUUAGAAGGCUGGCUGUAUAAGAUGGGACCACGCAACGAGCCAUUCAAACGCAGGUGGUUCAUACUCGACAAGAGGAAGCUCAUGUAUUUUGAAGAACCUCUGAACGCAUUUCCUAAAGGUGAAGUGUUCAUAGGGAACCGUGAGUCAGAUUAUUCUGUGACGAAGGGAGCAACAGAGGGCAAGGGAGGCAGUCCUAACUGCUUCACACUGAACACACCGGAACGGAAGUUUGUGAUGAAGGCAGAGUCCAAGGAGGAAAUGGAUAAAUGGGUGGACCAGCUGCAGAAGGUGGUCGAGAUGCCUCUCACUCCACAAGAUAGCAAAAUGGCAACUUUAUUAGUUGCUAAGAAACCAUUUAAUCCAAUUCGGCGGUAAUAUGUGAAGAAGACUUCAGUGAUAUAUUUCAAACCCAAGUCAGGAUAACCAUCAACUGCCACAGACUGGUUCUCUUGGGAGUUGACUGGGUUCCUUGUUUAUAACUGUGUUUGGAAAGACAUCAAAUGCAAAAUAUUCUUACAGUAUUUUAAACAUUAUUGAAGUCACCUUUAAGACUUCAACUUUACUCAUUAAUCUCAUCAAAGAUAGGAAAAUCAAUUAUGAGAUUUCGUAAUUCCAUAUUUAAACUUAUUUAAAGGUAUACAGUCCUCAAAAACAUUGUGUAAGAGAUUAUAGGUGAUUCUCAUACACAGAGUUGUUUGAUUUAAAUUCCCCCAAAUCUGUGGUUGGGAUGAUCCUGGGAGAUCAACACAAUAGAAGGUGUCAAGUGAAGCCACUCUACUUCAAUGUGGUAAAUUGGACGAAUUUGGGGAUGCUCUAGAGUCAGAUCUAACAGAUGUGUCUUGAAGUCACUGACUUCACAUGUCAAAUCAUCUUAUAUAGCCAUCCUGGCUAAACACCAAGUACUUAAACAUUAACUCAAUAAUCCCCAAAAUGCAUUUUGUUGCCUCAUUUCUAGAUGUUUGAGGUAUUUCCUUUCAGAAUGCAGUGAAGCUUCCAAAUCGUGUAUUAAAUAGGGAGCAAGUAUUCAAUUCAGAAGCUCCAAAUGAAAGUAAAAAAAAAAAAAAUCAAAUAAAUUUAAAUUUUAAAAAAUCAGAUUUAAAAAAAAAAAAUAAUUAAAUCAUGAUUUUUUUCAACCCUGAUCAUACACCCAGAAAUACAUUUCACAUGGAUGCAGGUGUGUGUAUGCAGGGGUUUAUACAGGAGGAUGUUGACUGUGUCGAGCAAAGUUUACAGGGGGAGGGAUUUGAGUCAUGCUCCAUCGGAAAAUAUAUUGAAUAAAAAAAGGGGGAAAUAUUCUUGAGCAACAGGGUUUUGACCCCCAAUAUCCUCCACCUGCACAUACUGGAACUAUAUGUUAAAAAAUUACUGUUUAAAGGAAAAAUGUAAGUUUUACAUAUAAAUACCACAGAGGGUUGAGAAGAACAAGUAGCUUUAAUAAACUAACUUUUAGACAGAAAUGCCAGGUAACUUUCAGGGUUGAGGGGACCAAGUACCUUUAAUAUAAACAGUGGUGGAUCUAAGAUGGGCCCUGGCCCCCAUAAUUUUGCAACAAUUUUAUAUAUAUAUAUUUUUUUUUCUUUUCUGUUUUACGUUGGAGAAUCUAACAUUAACUUGGGGCCCCUUGAAUUGAUUUUCUGGAUUCGCCACUGAUAACACAAAUGCAACUACAGCCAUAUUAACCCUUUAUGUUCCUGUCGGCAAAACUAAGCACAACACUUCACAACUAAGCAUUUAUGAACUUUUAUUCCUAAACUCCUGUUUCGUAAUGUAUGUUGAACAGUGAAUCUGUUGGUACUGAGCCAUCAUUAUAUUGCAAACUCCACAUUACUGUUAUCUGUUAAAUGUCCAGUUACAAAUGUAGUUCAAAACAUUAUCUUAACUUUGACAUUGCAGAGGUAUCAGUGCAAUAAAUCAACAAAUGUCAUACUUCAUGUUUUUAUCAAAACUUUAUUGUUUCAAAAUAUAAAAUGGAAGGUUUUUUUUUAAUAUUUAAUGUUCAGAAUGUUUUGUAUAAGCUUAACAUAUUUCAUUAUUGACUGAAAUCUAUAUUGCUCAAAAUUAUUUAAAACGACAAUCAAUUCAAAUAGUUUUCAUUUCUAAUUGAAACCAAAAUAUGUUCUGCCAUUCAGAAACCUCUCUACACUGGACAUCUGGGGAACCAAGUAAAGUUUUAAAGGGGUAUGCGGUUUAGAGAGAUCCUGUUCUGAAUUGUUUUGAGGGGAUUCUGGUUUACAGCGUCUGGUUUUGAGAGUUUUCAUUGGACUAUAAAACAUUAAACUUCACAGAAAUAAAGAAUUGUAUGUGUUUAAUAUACUGUUAAACAGACAUAUGUGCAACUGAAAAUCACAUGUGUCACAAUUGGCAGCAGGAUUUUUGUCCAAUCUUGAUCUACUCAAUUUACAAUGCACUGAAAAAUGAAUGGUCACAAUAAUUAUUGGAAUCAUUACAUUGCUUUCACUGUUCCUUACAUUCAGUGAAACAAAUAUUAAUCUCAUGCUUGAUUAGUUGUAAUGCUUACUAAGCAAUGACUGUAUGCAUUAGUGAGCUAUAAUAUAUAAUUUAUAGGUGUAUCAUCAUAGUUGCAAGUGUAAUAUGUCAUGAUUUGUGAUAUAUAACUGCGAAUUAGUCUAUUCCACACCUAGUCUUUGCAGAAUUACAUGUAAUUCAAGAAUAUCAAAAGCAUAGUGUGUGGACAACAGGCAUAAACAGUGACUUAAUCCAAAAUUCUGGCAAAAAACAAAGUGAACAAACAAAAAUUUUGCCAUUAAAGAAUUAUAUAUUGCUUAACUUGUCAGCCAACCUCUAAAGAGAUCCCAAUAAAAUUACAGGCAAUAA
Gigantopelta aegis is the source of this 3710-nucleotide messenger RNA. RefSeq names its product arf-GAP with dual PH domain-containing protein 1-like. The transcript is spliced from 10 exons. The record is from RefSeq and is a predicted model, not a curated record. Gene Ontology annotation, cellular component: intracellular membrane-bounded organelle; plasma membrane. NCBI's taxonomy places the organism in Eukaryota, Metazoa, Mollusca, Gastropoda, Neomphalida, Peltospiridae. Gene Ontology annotation, biological process: positive regulation of GTPase activity. The coding region runs from base 336 to 1250 and encodes 304 amino acids. Gene Ontology annotation, molecular function: GTPase activator activity; phosphatidylinositol bisphosphate binding.